Lachancea nothofagi CBS 11611 is the source of this 1839-nucleotide messenger RNA. Lineage: Eukaryota; Fungi; Ascomycota; Saccharomycetes; Saccharomycetales; Saccharomycetaceae. The record is from the annotation of a GenBank genome assembly.
AUGGUCAGUCAGAAACUGGUUACAGGCCUGUGCUUGGCGUCGCUGUCGCUCACGCUGUUUUUGGCAGCGCUGGAUAUCGUCAUCGUGGUAACGCUGUAUGACACGAUCUCUGAAAAAUUCAACGCCUACAACAGCAUUGGGUGGCUGGUCACGGGCUACUCGCUCCCCAACGCGCUGUUCACGCUCCUGUGGGGCCGUCUGUCCUCGCUGUUUGGCCUCAAAACGUGUCUCUCGGUCUCGAUUUUGAUCUUCGAGAUUGGCUCGCUCAUCGUCGCGCUGGCCGACUCCAUGGGCAUGAUCAUCGGCGGCCGUGUGGUUGCAGGUAUUGGCGGUAGCGGCAUCCAGUCGCUGGUCUUCGUUGUGGGUACUUCCUUGGUCGAAGAACGCGACCGCGGAUUGGUCAUCACUGCUCUGGGGUUAGCCUUCAUGUUCGCCAACGCCAUCGGCCCAGUGAUCGGGGGUGCUUUUGCUGAUCACGUUUCCUGGCGUUGGUGCUUCUACAUCAAUUUGCCUAUUGGCGGGUUCGCCUUUGUCAUGCUCUUCCUGUGCUACAAUCCAACCGGGAAACCGCUGAAGUCAAGCGUUACCACCAAGAUUGCCGCUCUCAAAAAAACCCAAUAUUCAAAGGUGCUGACUCGCGGCUUUUGGGUCGACACCUAUCGCAUGUUCAUGUUCAAGCUUGAUUUCAUCGGGUUUGCGCUAUGUUCCGCCGGCUUCGUGCUUCUGCUCCUUGGGUUAACUUUUGGAGGAAAUGAACAUACGUGGGGGUCCGGAACAAUCGUCAGCUACCUCGUAGUUGGCCCGAUUCUCAUUUUAUUAUUUCUCCUGUACGAUUUCGUGGUGUUGCCGCGCUGGGGUAAAACCUUGUCAAACCCAGAGGACGCCAUGCCAUUGUUGCCUUGGUCCUCGGUCAAAAUGAUGGGUGUUCUCACCGGUUCAUGGGCCAUCUUUUUCUCCAUGUUCUCGUUCAACAUGCAACUUGUUUAUCUGAUCCAGUUUUACCAAGUGGUCUGGAACCAAUCUCCCACCGCGGCCAGUUUGCACAUGUGGGCUUUUCUAAUUCCAGCCAUGGUUGUCAUCAUUGGCCUCGGUAAUAUCAAUAAGAAAUUUGGUAUCAUUAAACCAGUGGCUGUAAUUGGCGGCGCGUGUGGUGUCGCUGGUGGCGGUCUCUUGACUUUGCAAAAAGGUGUCACUUCAUUGGGCCAAACUAUCGGCUACUGUAUCAUGCCAGGUAUUGCUUUCGCUGCUAUUAUGCAGUCCACUAUGUUGAGUGCUCAAGUGCAAAUUGAGAAGAGCGAUCCCAAUUUUCGCCAGAAGUUCAUCGAAGUGACUGCCCUCAACACUUUUGCCAAAGCUAUGGGUGUCUCGUUUGGUGGUAUCAUGGCCACUAUGAUCUUCACCACAUCCGUGAAAAACCAAUUAGUGAACGUGGACUUCGCGGUCCCCACGUUCACCAAUAUUGAACAGUUGAUCGCAUAUCACGCCAAACACUUUGAUGGUAGAAGUUCACCGCUCGCCAAAGUCUUCACCAAAGGUGUUCAAGACGUCUUCUACGGUGCUCUUGGAUGUGCCGCUUUGGCUUUUCUCUUUUCCAUUGUUAUGUCAAAUAAGCGCUUGUUUGUGGGCCCCAAACCUAAUAACUCCACUGACAUUGAGCAAGAGACGAUCAACGUCAAUAACUCGCUUGCUGAGAAAGACAACAGCCACAACGAGGACUCGCUCACUGAGAAAGAUAACAGUCACAACGAAGACUCGCUUACUGAGAAAGGUACUAGUCACAACGAAGACUCGGCAAGAAAGUCUACAGACUCCGUACUGCCCAUUUCUGCUACUGCGUAA